Molecule: messenger RNA, 443 nt
Organism: Plectropomus leopardus (leopard coralgrouper)
Lineage: Eukaryota; Metazoa; Chordata; Actinopteri; Perciformes; Serranidae
Source: RefSeq, a predicted model, not a curated record
GAGCUUGAUCAAAUGCUUUUAUUACAGUUGUUGUUGCUUGAAGGGGUGGAUGUCCAGACUGGAUGAACAUGGCAAGUGGAGGAAACUCUGGUUUGUUCUUGGCAAUACUUCGCUGAGAUACUACAGAGACACGGAGGCUGAGGAGUCAGAUGAUCUGGACGGAGAGAUCGACCUGACAUCCUGUGUGAGUGUGUCAGACUGUGAUGUAGAGAAGAACUAUGGAUUCCAAAUACAAACAAAGAGAGCAGUGUUCACUCUCUCUGUUAUGACCUCCAGAAUACGGCGGAACUGGGUAAAGUUACUAAAGCAGGCGAUCCAGAACAACACGCAGUGAGUCUGACUAUACUGGGAGACACUGGUGGAGGAAGUGUUCAGAUCCGUUACUUAAGUAAAAGUACUAAUGCCACAAUGUAAAAUAAAGAUCCUAUAAAAUAUUACUUAAU